AUUAUUUUAUCCUUCAAACGAUAAACUUACAAUGAGUGGAAUUCAAGUUUGGGAUCAUGUUCUUAAAUGGAGACUUGCUCAAAAUCCAGAACUUUCUUCGGAUCAUUCUAGUUUAUACAUAUAUUGUUUCACAAAAUGUUGA
Molecule: messenger RNA, 142 nt
Organism: Funneliformis caledonium
Lineage: Eukaryota; Fungi; Glomeromycota; Glomeromycetes; Glomerales; Glomeraceae
Source: the annotation of a GenBank genome assembly